AUGGAUCCAUCAUCAUCUCCUACCUUGGACGAGGUGCUCCCUCAUCGCGGUAGAGCCUCUUCUGAUGGUGCCAUCACCUAUGCAUCUCCCGUCUUGACCGUCCCCGACUCUCCCGGAAGCGACUCUUCGGGUCAGCAAACUGCUUUCGCUCCAGAUCACCCUCUUCCAAUCGAGCUGCCUGCCACUGCCCAUGAUGGCACGCAAGAACCCACUUCUGACGACGAAGAAAGCUCUGACUCCGGCUCUGGCUCGGGUUCUGGUUCGGGCUCUGGGUCGGGGUCUGAUACGCCUAGCCAAACUGCCUACAACAUCCGCUACGAUGAAUUCUUUGACUAUGAUGAUGAUGACGAGUGGGACGCAAGGAGACGUCGCCGAUCGUGGAGAGACUACGAGAUGUGGAAGGCUUGGGAAGAAGGAAGAUUCCACGUCGAGUACGAGGAGGAGGAUGCGGAAGCAUCAAGACUUCGCACCUCGGUCAACGGUGUCUUGAUCACGGCCGACAACGCGCAGGCCGCCUACUCUCCUGCGGCGUGCAUCUUUGUGGCCAAUCUGAAUCGCACCUGCACCAGAGCCGAACUACUGCACGACCUUAGAGAAACUUUUCAGAGUAUCGGCGAAUGUUGGAUCAAAGUCCGUUUCGAUAGCAAGAACAUUCCCGUCGCCUUUGUGCAAUACAAGACCGAAGCAGAAGCCGCGACGGCUGAUGAACGUUUCCACGGAGUUAACAUCUGCGGACGCCCCUGCCGCAUCGAACACGCCAGAGCCCAUCGCACCGUGUAUGCUUCCCGCCGCGACCAGCAGGAACCCACUCUCGCUGAAAUCAUGCACAAUCUUCGUCUCUUCGGCGACAUCGAAGAGUGGUGGACGCCUUCCUUCACCGAAAGAGCCAUGUAUAACCUGCCGCUCGGCGCUUUCUACCGUUUCCGUCUCUUCCAGCCCUGCCAGGAAGCUCUGAGGGCUCUUCGUAACGACGAGACGUACUUGUACAGACUCGCUCAAGUCGACAUGCGCGAACCCGCUCCCACCGCCUAUCCUACCAUCUACCCUGAAGUCGUCCCCAAUGCCAUCUACGUCGGCGACUUGCCGUUCCAGGUCAAUCAAGAGCAUCUUCGCAUGAUCUUUGCUUGUUAUGGACACAUCAACAGCGUGGACGUCCGCAAGAUUCACAGAAAGGGCAUUGCAUUUGCGUUCGUGUACUUCGCUGAAGUCUACUCCGCCAUUUCCGCUUGCCAGUUUCCCUAUGUCUACGUCUACGGCAACCAUGUGGCACGAGUGGAACCCAAGCGCAUCAAACACGGCCGCCGUUUCCAAGAGGCUCAGGUCUACAAUUACUACGACCACAUGCCAGGUCCCUUCUUCCGUGGUGGACCUGACUACACCUUCAACCCUGGAUCUUACGGCACUCCACGUUACAUGCCUCCUGGCAACUGGGGUCCACGCCAGUAG
Molecule: messenger RNA, 1446 nt
Organism: Aureobasidium subglaciale EXF-2481
Lineage: Eukaryota; Fungi; Ascomycota; Dothideomycetes; Dothideales; Saccotheciaceae
Exons: 8
Coding region: 1-1446 (481 amino acids)
Cellular component (GO): nucleus; cytoplasm; ribonucleoprotein complex
Molecular function (GO): mRNA binding
Source: RefSeq, a predicted model, not a curated record